UAUUUACAGUAGAUGGGAUAAUGAACGCAGAGGGAAAUAAUUCAUCCCACUCAAGUUAGCAUCCUGGCAAACCGUGGGCUCAUAGAAUUUAUUUUGAUAUUUUAGACCGGAAGUUUGCUCUGAAAUCCCGGCUAACUGGCUCCUUACAAAUCACGAUGGACGUAAUCAAGCAAAAUGCCAAUAAUUUCAAAGUUCUUCAUCCUGCAUUGUUAGUGAUCAAACUUUCUGCUGGAAGUAGUAAGUAUUAUUGCUCCGUCGGACGUAGCCCGAGGGAGCUUUAAAAUGCUAAUUGUCUGUCUUUAGGAUGUCACAAAAUGAACAUUUCACAGGUAGAUCGGUGUACUUUAUGGAUAUAAUGGGUGAUUUUGCAAGUAUGCUUCAGUGACCUGUAUAGUUCAGUUUCAAAAUGGCGGUUGCGUGAUGAGUGGGCAAAUAAUAUUUCUGGCAAUUUCGCUAAAUUUUCACCGAAUUGUACUGUGUUUUUCAUGUUGUGUUGUACUCUGGACUUAAGCCUGUUUUCCACUUCAACCGUAUCGUAAAGUAUCGUAGCAUAUUCUUUUGUGUCGAAAUCAUUAGUUCCACACUACCGCUCAGGAAACAAAGAAAUACGGUACGUUUCGGUACGAUACGAUUGAAGUAGAAAUUAAACUGACUUUACUCUUUAUGAAUUAACGUAUUUUUGUUGGUGCAACAACAAAGAAAGAACGAAAUCAAUCAGGCCGAAUUAAAGCUAUUAGGUCACCAAGACAGUUGAAAGCUUUAAAAUGGUUAGAUUUUAACAUGCUAUUCUGUUUCUUCUAUACUUCCAAAUUUUUUACGCCUAUAUAGCUAUUUGCAGAAGGUUGAAGGCUAAGUUCAACGGAACCUCCACAUGCACACUAGCAAAUGAUUAAGAACAUAACUUUUCUAAUUUCGUAGACUGUCAGUAGACAUACUGUAUUCACCAUUAAAAGAUUGUUUUAUAAUUUACCUUGGUUGCCAACUUCUACCAACAAGAAUAUGACAUGUAUCAAUGGACAUUUUAAUUUUGAUUUUAAUUAUAUCUUGAUAAUUAUAAUUUUAUCUUUUAAUUAUAUUUUAAUUUUAAUUAUAUUUUAUUUUUAAUUGUAUCUUGGUUGUAUUGUUUAUUGCCACUCCGGCAAAAACCAAAUCACUAUUUAUAAAAUAAAUAUUGUAUCAAAAUACAAUCCCAGCCAAUGACGGUAUAGUAAAGUACAAUAAUUGUGGGUUUAUCGGUCAAAAUACGACUGAACAUCGAUCGACGUUGUCUGCGGUGGAUGGGUGAAAUAAUAACGUCGAUUCGACGUUAUUUGUGCAUGGCAACAUGAAUAUGGACGUGGUCCCUUAUUUAUACUGUGCUAUUGAUGACUCGGUAAUGUUGGACCUGCAGAACAUAUUCUCUAUGCAGACUAUGUCAUCUGUGAAAUUUUGCUCAUUACUUUGGUUAUCAGGAGGUUAUCAACGGCUAUGCUCUUCAUUAAUUAUAAUGAUUAAUGAAAAAUGGAUUGAUGGUUAUUGGUUAUGUCCCUUAAGAAUAUUGGAAACUGUUACUAGUUCUCUUGAAACAUUCUCUAUCCUAAAAGAAACAUUUUUCAACAUAAGUAGAACUGUAUACGAUCAUAUAAUUAAUAAUAUAUACUGUAGACUAAACCAAGUAUAAUUAAAGUGCUGGAGAUAUAUCUUUCAUUUCUGAUUUGUAUGUACAGUAUUAUGUUACUCUUUGCCAAAAUGCCAAGGUCACAAUAAGGUGCUAUACCACACCUCAUCAACUUCCUACAUCACCCCAAGCAAUUCUGUUGCUGCCCUUCCCCCUUACCGACGGAGCGAACGCCUUGAGCAGGCGUCUUGUUUAUCACUUAGUAAUGUAAUCUCGAACGGUCUGUGUCAGUGUGGGUAGAGAUAUAAUAUGUAUAGGUAAUAGCAUGGUUUCGAGUGCAAUUUGGAUAUAACAUGCACGAGUGAGUUUUUCAAAGACCUCAAAAUAGCACGAGUUGCUAUUUGAGGUCUUUGAAAAACUCACGAGUGCAUGUUUAUCCAAAUUUCACGAGAAACCAUGCUAUUACUUAUUAAUAAUUUACAUAAAAAUGUUCGAGACAAUUAUUGUAGUUUUAACUUACGCGUUUAUAGCGAACAUUCCACUGGCAAAGUUUUCCUGGCUUUGUUAUAUCACAUUAUACAACGCUAACAGCAACGCUCAACUAUGUAAUUUUUGUUAGUCUUGUUUAAGGUAAAUGCUUUUCCAUUUAAAAAUAAAGAUAAAAGCCAUAUUUUCCACGCGAAAGCAACUUUUACUUUGUAUAGCGCGGCGCCAUGUUUGUUUUGUUUUGAAGCAAUCUGUGACCGUAAACUAAAUUGCUUUAAACUGAUUGGUUGAUUUAAUCAUCACAAUGUUUUUCCACCAAUCAGAUCAGUUUGUUACAGAUUUUUGCACUAUGAUUACAGAAAAUUGCACUGUGAUUACAAAAAAUUGCACUGUGAUUACAGAAAAUUGCACUGCUGUUUGUGAUUAACUGCACUGAAAUCAACCAAUCACAGUCGAGUAAUAUCUUUGUGUAUAUUAUUAUAUAAGAUAACUGCGGAUUGCGAGAGAUACAAUUACGUACGGCUUCAAAAAUACAAACAGAAGUUUCGAGCGAAGGCCCUUACUACUAACGUGUACCUUACUACUAACGUGUACCUUACUACUAACGUGUACCUUACUACUAACGUGUACCUUACUACUAACGUGUACCUUACUACUAACGUGUACCUUACUACUAACGUGUACCUUACUACUAACGUGUACCUUGCUACUAACGUGUACCUUGCUACUAACGUGUACCUUGCUACUAACGUGUACCUUGCUACUAACGUGUACCUUGCUACUAACGUGUACCUUGCUACUAACGUGUACCUUGCUACUAACGUGUACCUUGCUACUAACUUCCUCUACCACAUUUCUGAUUUACAGAAACAUAAAUGUGCAUUGUAUUCACAAUGUCAUGUUCUGUCUGCCCCCUGCAAUGUUGUUUAACACCUUGCACUCUUGCAAACUAAGAACGACCUUGUAAGGGGAACAAUAUUGCUUGUCAUUGCGGUGUUCAGCACUGUGAAUGUCAAGUGUGCCAAAAUAUUUAGCCAGGAUUUCAGGGUUAAAAACAUAAACAACAAAACUUUAUCAUAAGUUACUUGACAAGUACGUUUGUCACGACAAUAUACCCGUACUUAUGAUAUCUACUCUUCCUAGGUGUGAAUUGCAGUGUUCUAAACAAGGCAGGAUUUAUCAACAUAUUAUUUCGUAUACUCUCUAACUGUGGACAUAAACGUGUUACAACUUUAAAGUGAGUAGCGAUUAACUUCUGCAUUUGUUUUUAGAAAAUUAAAGAAAUGAAAAAUCCUGGACUAAUUAAGCCUUUGUUCCAGUCCACUUUACCGUUGGGUGUGGACUGUCCGACAACAGGAUUGAAAUCCUUCUGAUUUUUGAACUCUAAACCACAUAUACAACAGGAUUUCACGUUUUCAUGAAACCGAUUUCCUUUGAAGUUGAUUUGUAUUCAUGUCACUCCAUCGGCAGCCAGGUUUAUCGAUUUGUAUACAUUCUAAAUUCAAAUAAUUCGUUAAAUUAUGAAAACAUCUCAAAAGUUUGAUGAGAAACCCACAGCCCACACACAACGCUAGAACGGUGUAGUGUAGUGCGUUGACCGGAACACCGGCUACUGCUCAUAGAAUAAUGUCUCUCUCGGACGAUCAUCUAAGUUUUAACGGUAUAAAAUCAUCUUCAAUAACGUACAGUUACCAACAAUUGAUACUAGGCGUAAAAAAAUACCUGUGGUUCCGGUUUCAUAUCGUGAAAAAAUUAGGGUCAGUAGGUCGGAAAUUAAAUUUUUUUUUGAAUAUUUUUUUCAUGGUUUUGGCGGGUUUUUGCUGGGCGAUUUGCAGUAGAGUCCCGACAUCAAUGUUAACUAGAAAUGCGUGUUUCCUAUGGACGAAUUUAGGCAAUUUGGUUCAAUAAUUAGUGUGACAACAGACCCAAUUUUGGCACGCUGUAUGAGCAGCCCGCAACCACCUGGAGAAAAUAGUGUCGCCCGGUCAAUCACGUUGAAAAAAUAAUAGGAUCGGUCGGGAACCGGAACCACAGGUAUUUUUUACGCCCUACCAACAUGUUUUGAACUACUAUUCAUAUGGAAUACUGAGAUCACAAGAUUUACUGUUUCCCAGCAUAAAUUUCUAAUCCUGAUUAGACAGCCCUCCCUUGUCUUCAUCGCUGAAUUUUAUAUCAAUUGUGAAAUAUUUGUAUAUCAAUCAGUGUUCUAGAGCCAAUGGAAUUUUUUAUAUUUUUUCACAACAUACUGCCUGCGUGGAAGGCGUUUUUUUUACGGGCAGCGAAAAUUAAGGAGGCAAAGGUUUCCUUUUCCUCCCUAAUUUUCGCUGCCCGUAAAAAAUCGCCUGCCACGCAAGCUACAACAUAGCAACAAUAAUUUUACACGAUCGUGCAUUCCGCAUAAUGGCUUUCUUAAUAUUAUAUUAUGUAAUAAUCUGAAUUCAAUCCGCCUUCCCAUUGGGACCUCGAGAAAUGAGGACAAAUACACGGCUGACUCUAUUUCAGUGACGUAAUAUGUUUAAGCAAAUCACAUUUUCUGUCGCUCUUCACAUUCUGCAUGUCCUUCUAUUCAUUUAGUUAUCUCACAAGACUAGUAUAGCAUUUAAAUGAAUACGUAUAUGUCUGAAAAGCGUUUAAUUACAGUAACUGUAAAGCUGUCUUAAAACGGUAAUAUACAUUUCCAUAUUACACUAUACUUUACUGUAUUAUUAUAGUCCAAACGACCUUGGCACAACCUUAGCACAAUGUAUAAAUUCAUGAUAAAAUAUAUCGACGAUAAGGUUCUACAUGUGCCUUGAAUUUAAAUGCCCAAACUUUAUGACUUAUGAAAUAUAUUAUCUUUAAUUUUAGGCUUGUUCUUGAUCUGAUUGCUAUUCUUGUAAAGUCAAGUAUGCCUCUAAAUUUGUUUGCUUAUUUAUUUUGCAUGAAAGUACUCUAAAUGACACUAUACUUUAUUAUCAUUUAUAGACCCGGAGCAAGGGGGAUUCGGCGUAAUAUUUCCCGAAGUGAUGAUAUUUUCCGAGGGGCUUUGCCCCGAGGAAAAUAUCAUCACUGAGGGAAAUAUCGCCGAAUCCCCCGAGCGGGGGGUCUAUAAAUGAUAUAUUAUACCGAAAGUUAAAGAACUCACUAAGUUCAGAAUAAACUUUAAAACUUGCUGAAUAUUAAGUUAUUAUUAACUACGCGAAUACAAUUUUUAAUUUCUUAUGUAUACCUGAGUGAGUUUUUGACGUUACCUCUUUAAAAUGUUUGAGCAUGUAUCCUUUGGAUCAUUAAAGGUAACAUACGUCUUGCAAAUCUUUGGUUAAAUCAAAUCUUCUGUAGAAAUUACGAACAACAGCUCACCAACGUGCGCCAUAUUGUUCCAGAGCGUGGUGUCCACGCGUCACGCGUGAGCGUGGGAUACUAUAAUAUCCCACGCUGCAUUGCGAAAUCAUGAAUUUGAGUGAAAUACCGUAAAAAAUCACAUCACGUGGUACAAAUGCUGUUUUUUCAUUGGACAAUUUGAAUUUGAGGUAUAAUAUUACUAUAUAUCACAGCAUGGUCUCUUCAUGUUUUCAUGUAUAUUAUCAUAUAGUGAUACUUUAAUCUAAGAUGUAUAUCAUCACACAGGAGUUCGUAUUAUUAAGGUUGCAUAUAUAUCUAUUUGAGAUUUUCAUUCCCUCCCCCCCCCCCCAUCAGGGCGAGGGGUUGGAUCCCCCCGGUGAGGGUCAGGGUAUCAAUGUGGCUGCAUGUUGAUAUACAUCAUACACUGUCAAGUGCACCUGUAUGAUGUACUUGGAGUUGUAGUUUGUACUGUAUGUACAGUAUAAUGGAACUUUUUAAUACGUUACUUACUUUUGUUAUGACAUGCAAUGUUGUUCUUAGUAAAAACGUCUUGUAAAUUUCAUUAUUUCAGAAGGAGUUGCUGUGAAAGCUGUGAACCUAAAUGGAGUUGAGAUUCUUCUACGAAUGUUUUAUGAUUGGCAUAGAACUGAUCAUCAUAACAGACAGAUUGCUAUCAGAAAAGCUUUUCUUAACUCACUGAAAGCACUUGUGUCCACGAGUAAGUUAGUCAGUACUACAGUAUAGCUCAGUACAAUCCAAGGUUCGUACGAAACUUGAAAGUCCUGGAGUGUCGUUGAAUUUGAAAACAAAAAAAUCAAAUAUAAAACGGCCUGCCGAUAUGCAGAUUUCAGGGGAACGUAUGGCGCCGCACAUUGUAAUCAACUUCAAUCUAGGCAUAAGAUAUUCUCGAGUUGCAAACUACAUUUUUCGAGUUUUUAAACUACCUGUAUAAGUAAAUUACAGUACAGUACAUGUAUAUGGCAUUUUAGUUUAAACUGUAAAAUGACAAAAAAAAAGAAAAACUUCCUGCGAUGAUAUUUUGCUGACGCUGCCGGACAUUUUCCAGCAGUGCCUCAGUAUACAGGAUGUCAUGAAAAAAGGUAAUCCAACUUUGACGUGUUAGUGUGCCAUAUUGCACCGAUCAGGAUCAGGCUUUUAGUUGUCCAAUGACACCUUUUUGUAUCAUUGCGAUCAGAAAUAGACAAAUACGAUCCGAUGUGGCCGGUUGAAAUUGCAUUUUUUCACCUUUGGGAAAUGGAAACUGAAUGUGAAUGCACAGCUAUUGUCUGCAUGAAUAUUGAAGUUAUUCUCACUUUUUAUUCAAAAUUAUAAGAACUUCCACAAAGAAGUAACGUACUGUAUGGGUUAAUAGAGUGGAUCGAUAUCGCAAAUACCGAAUACCGCCAUCAGAAUACCGGUAAAUACUGGUAUACCGGUAUUUUUAACGUGUUUUUUUAAAGCCAAACUGAACUGCUGACCGUCGAGAAAAAUCAAGUUUUGACAAAAUAUUAAUGUGGCACGUACUGUUAUUAGUGCAUUACCACUGCCAGUGCUAAUAGUUAUAAACAUAAAAAAACGUUGCAUUUUUAAAACUAACACAUAAACAAGUUAGCAUGUCAGUUAAAUAAGAUUAAAAACAACAAAAAGUUACCUUCUUAUACUGCCCGAUAAAUAUUUCCAAAAAAACUUGAAAAGGUUUUCGCUGCUUUGCAUUUUCUAGUACUACCUAGUACUACCUAGUACUUCCAUUUUCCAAAAUCAAAGCCUUUGAUUUUAAGGUUUCUUUUUUAUCGAAAUUUUCCUUAAAAAAUUUCGCCAUUUAUAUAUUUCCGAUUAAGGCGAUUUAAUAAACAAGACGUCUUGGUAUUGCUAAACCAAAGCUGCUAGAACUGUAAGAACAAAAUCGUCCAUCUGUGAGUAUUAACUUUGCUUUCUAAACGUGAUUGUAAGCAAAUUUGACUUCAAAUAGCGUUUCAAUUCGGUAUUAGGCAGCAAAAUACCGAAAUGUCGGAAUAUCGGUAUUUUUAAAUUGUCAAUAUCGACAAUACCGGUAUCUAAACAAAUACUGGUAUGAUGUUUGUGAUGUUACUCUGAGUUUAUAUCCACACCGGGCGAACUUGAAAAAUAUGCCGGGCCACGGUGGGAAUCGAACCUACGACCUUUGGAAUACUAGCCCAAUGCUCUGCUAACUGAGCUACGCGGUCAGGACGGUUCGAGUAAGUGAUAUUACGGAACAGAAUCUAGUUCCUUUGAUACCAAUGUAAUCUAGUAAUAUGAUUUUUUUCUCUGUGUUGGUAUAGUAUGGGCUAGUAUUCCAAAGGUCAUAGGUUCGAUUCCCACCGUGGCCGGGCAUAUUUUUCAAACUCGCCCGGUGUGGGUAUACACCAGAGUAACAUCACAAACAUCAUAUUCACCUUAGUACACAACACCAACACAGAGAAAAAAUCAUAUUACUAGAUUACAUUGGUAUCGAAGGAACUAGAUUCUCUUCCGAAAUAUCACUUACUCGAACCGUCCUGACCGCGUAGCUCAGUUGGCAGAGCAUUGGGCUAGUAUUCCAAAGGUCGUAGGUUCUAUUCCCACCGUGGCCAAGCAUAUUUUUCAAGCUCGCCCGGUGUGAAUAUACACUCAGAGUAACAUCACAAACAUGUUCACCUGAGUACACAACACCAACACAGAGAAAAAAUACCGGUAUACCAGAUAUAUCCGGUAUAUCGAUCCACUCUUUGGGUUAAUCAUCAACUCGCAACUCGUUCGCAGACUGAACUCGACGUUUCCCAAAUCAGUAUUUGGGCAAAUGGUCGAAAAUUGAAAAGAAAACAUUUUUAAGAUUUCCAAGAUGGAAAAUGCGAUUUCGACCAACCACUUUACGUCGGAUGGUGUUUAGUUGUUUUGAUCGUAAUGGUACAAAAAAGUGGGAUUGCCUUUUUUAUACAUCAUGGCUGUAUAGUCUAUAUAGGUCUUAAUCUGCUUUCCUACGGCAGGUUGUGUGAAUUGCAGGCUACCGUAUGUUCACCAAAAUGUUUAGUAUGGGAAUCAUUCCCCAUAAAGAAUACAAUAGAAAUAGUAUGGGAAUCAUUCCCCAUAAAGAAUAGAAUAAAAUAGUAUGGGAAUCAUUCCCCAUAAUCUAAUGCGAUUAGUAUCGCAUUUGGUGAUGAAAAUAUUAUUUGCAUAAUGUGUAUUUCAAUGUCCCCCCCCCCCCCCCCCCCCCCCGUGUAUAUUUGGCUUUUCUUCUGUUUACACGAGUAUCAGUUAUAUAAUGUAUAGAAGACCUAAAUAUCAUGAUUAAUUUUAUCUUUUAUGAUUUCAGAAGCGGGUAAAGCAGCAUUUUUGCAAUCAGAUGGAAUGAAGACACUUUUUGUGUUAGCAAAUGACACGGGAGAGCGUAAGUAUAGAUGAGAACGUUGGGGCAAGUUACAGUUAGUAUAACAUAUUCAAUUGCGAUCAACAAAUUCUCUUUCCAAAUUACUAUAUUGCCAGGAUAAGAUUUACUUUACAGGAAAAUGAGUCAGUUUGCUCAUAAAUUUUAGGAAUUUUACUCAAUAUUUUAAGUCAUUGUGCAUGUGUGCAUUAUUUUACCCAUUACUUUACUAUGAGUCAAAUUUUUGGAGUGAAAUUUUUUUUAUUUAUGAAUUUAUAUCGUUCAUUGUGAAACUCGUAUUAUAACUGGCCUAUAAUUAUACAAAAUGCAUGUGAACAAAAACAACGUACUGUACGAAUUGAAAUUUGUAUAUGGGGUUUACAAUAUGGUAUACAUGUGACCUGAUGCUUGGAAUUUGCUUGGAUGCAAACCACAUGAAUUUUACAGAAACAAAAUACAAUAGAAAAAACAGGGUGACAGUAACUUUAUUAAACCAAGCCAGUAUUACACCUGGUGGGACAUGAAGAAAACACAAAAGCAAUCAUGACCGUGAAGGCGAUUGUUUGUAUAUCUGAUACAAAAUCGUGCUGAUUUACAUAAACUUUGAGUUCAAUUUUCUGACCAAAUAAAUAUAUUCAUAUAUAUUAAAUUGUUGAAGAAUAUACGAAUGUUCUCAUCAAGACGUUUCACAAGUCAUUUACUUGAGUUUGUAUAUCCGAUACAACACGUUCUGUAAAUAUUACUUAUACAGUAAGUACAACUAUUUUUUCCAGAGACGAAGAAGAUGAGAUGUUAAAACGGCUGUACUCUAAUGAAGACUAACACGUAUUUCAAUGAAAGAAAAAUCUCAUUUUCUAUAAAUAAAUAUAAAUAAACUUGUUCAUGGGGAGUGAUUUUGUAUUCUGAUUUCGCACUUUAUUUCAUAUUUGUUUUCACAAAACUCACUCGCUCGUUGCAUUCACUCGUUCGCCCAAUAAAAACAAAUUAUUCAUGAUGCGUCAGCACUUCCCCAUGAAGAAAUCUCUAUUCAUUAUAAACAUACCCAUCAACAUUUAUAAAACAUGUUUUAAAUUUACACUAUGUUUCAAGGUUUAUCUAGUGUGGUAUGCAAUUAACCUUUCUCACCCUCAGUUUAUCCGCCCUUUUGGGGCUACUGCCUGUCCCAAGUCUGAGUGCACGCACCGCGAAAUGCGACUUGUUAUCGCAUAGUAAAGUGUGUGAAUAUAUAGUUACAACUUGAAAAGUCGCUCUUUACGUUGCCUAGGUUUUCUAUAUUCUUUCGACGUGGAAAGAUCGACAGUACCCCCAAAAAUGACGGAUAUUGACAUGAGUAAGAAAGGCUAAUUAAUGGUAUCCACUUUUCUUUCUAUUGUAGACAAGGAACUGAACAGUAUAAACAGCGUUAUAGUUCAGAUUCUGAGGUUAUGUAUGCCAGAGAAUACCUUACCACUGACCAAUAAACACUCAACACUCUCAUUUGAACUUCCCAAGUGCAUUGUACAGAGUACAUCAGGUGAUGAUAAUGGAUCAGAUGAAGUAGAAAAGGAUAGUGAUGAAGGUUAGUGUACAUACUGUACAUAAGGUAGGAAGCUCAGAAGAUAAAAUUAUGGCGCCAUAUCACUAAUGGUGACAUGACGCGAAAUUUGAAAGAGUCGCUUCUUUUUCAUAUUUUCGUUUACUUCUUCGCCGAAAGAAUUCAGUUUUCUUGAUAGGCAGUGUAAACAAAUUUUCGUCCUCUUUGGCAUAAUGUCUAACAAGUUACUGUAUCAUUGAAUACCAUCGAGCGGAAGAUUAUAUACAAUUUUAUACGAUUAUAUACGACUUAACCAGGAGCAGCUACGAAAAACGCAAUCCUUCAACUGUUGGUUCUAUGGAGGGAGAUGCCCAAAAAAUCGCGAUAUUUACCUAUACCUUCUAAUGGCGUCACAUCACUAUAUCUAUAUACAAGAACUUGUGGUUAGAGCUCGACACCUGGUCUCUGUAGCUCAGUUAGUUCGAGUGCUGCACCGGAAUAGCAGGGCCACUUGUUCCCCUCCUGCCAGAGGGCCUAUGGUGGUGUUUUUCGCAGCUUCUCCUGGUUACAGUAGGUCUGAAAUUGGAUAUAAUCUUCCGCUCUUCCUCAGCGAGACGCUCGAUAUUUACCAAUUUUGUAAGCAAUUAAAAUCAUGUGAAAAUCCACAUGCGUUAUACUGUGAAUGUAAUAAAAGCAUACAGUUUUCCAAAAUAUAGUGUUGGAUAAAAAUUUAUCCAGUAUUAUCAUGCUUAUGCAUUAUUGGUUGUGUGAGUAAAUACUAGGGAUCCACACUGGCAGCAGUUGUAACUGAAAUGGACAAAUGGCUAUCCUAUAUGCAAUAUUAUUAUAAUAUAGACAACUAUACCGGAUAUAACCAGGAUAUUAUAAUAUAACUUAUUGGAUCUUCUGAGUGGGAUACGGCAAAAUAUUAAAUCGAGACUUCAAUAAUGGGCAGCUGAUAUACGACUCAUAGCUCAUAUACGAAUCGAGUUCGCAGAAUACAUGUUAAAUACUAGAGCCUUGCUGACAAAACCAUUGUAUUUUCCGAACAUGAAGUAUUUAAAGUAGUUGUCAUGGUAACACGAUAAUUUAGGAAUAUUUUUCCAAAAUGAAAAAUCUCCUAAAAAAUAUUACUUUUAAGUACAAAAUUAUCAAUUUCCCAAACAUAUAUAUUUUAGGUAUGUUAUUAUUAUACGUAAUAUAAGCUUCAAUUUAAGGUAAAAUUCAACCACAAACGCUUCGUUCUUUAUAAAACUAAACUGCCUUUGUCGAUAUAAAACUUUGGGUUUGAAACGAUAAACUUACCUUCGUUAACGUCGGCGCCUUUACUCCCUUCUUUUAGCGAUUUUCUCUCCUUUAUUUUAUCAAAAAGCUUUUGAAAUUCACAAAAUCUUGCAAAAAUGAAAUAUAUUUGCAAGAAAUCAUCAAAUCAAGAAAUGUUUGCUAUUUUGCUGUCGUUAUGCAGUUGUUAUAAUGCAAAUUUAAAACUGGACCAAUCAGUGUUCGCUAUUCAUGACAGUCCGCCAUAUUUUUGAGAUCAGUGAGGAUGACCACCCAUCGUUGGUCGCCCACGCCCGCGAUCAUUGAUGAACUUUAGACUUUCGUUUUCCCGGGUAUAAAUAGCCUGGCGGAAUUAGUACCCUCGCACGGCGCUCGGCGCCGUUGGCUCGGGGAUUAUGUAUAAUAAAAGACAAUGUCCUGCAAUAUCUGGAUCAUUGCCUGCAUGUAAAAUUUGUAUUUUUUCCACAGAGGAAUCAUCUCCACUGGAAUCUGAAGAUGAAGAUGUUGGAGUGACUGAAAGUCAAGAAGAUUCAGAGAAUGUAUUACAAAGAAGAGCAAGUCCUCCUCUUGCUGAAAAUAAAAGUAAUAAUACCCGAAGUAAAGCUGAUUUAGUCUCUAUGUAUCAUCAGUUCUUUCAAGAAAUGAAUUGCACCAAGGUGAGAUUUACGUGCGGCCAAAACCCUGCAAUGAGAAACAUUCAAACCUAAACGUUUUUUGGCGUUUCUCUCAAACUUACUUUGUUUGAGCUUUAUUAUCUGGUUUAUACAGUUAGCUACUUUUAUUAACGCAUCUCGAGCCGAUUGUACGACGGCUAGAUAGCGCUAUUUACAGGAUAGUGUUUUUCAACCGUUGUAAAAAUGCUCAAAAAGAUAAAAAUAAACUCUAAUUUUUACAGUUUAAUCUGAGUUAUAGCAAGUAACAGACAUGCAAUUUACGAAGCUUGAAAAAAUCACUACCCGGUGGAUAGGGCUAUCCGGCGUACAACCGGUUGAGAAACAUAGUCAUAAACUGUAUAAUUAUAGUAAAACAUGUCAAAAACCGAGUCUGAAGAGUCCCUUUCGUGCAUUUAACCACACGCAUACAACGUUUUUUACAUUUGUAUAUAAUCGUGAAAUAAUCAAAUCGAAAACUUGCACCAUGACAUGAUAAUAUCUAAACAUGAUAAUAUGAUAUGAUAUGAUAAUAUCUAAACUUGAGCAAAUUGACAUGAUAAUAUCUAAACUUGAGCAAAUUCGCUUUGGUUUAUCCACUGUUUUCCAACACGAGUGUCUUUGUUGUGAGAAAUGUCUUGAUGAGAACAUUCAAUUCGUUAUUUGUAUUCUUCAAUAAAUGAGAAAAUUGAACUUAACGUUUAUGUAAAUCAGCAUGAUUUUGUAUCAGAUAUACAAACUCCUUCACUAAUGAGUUGUACAAUCAUCUUUAUUUAUUUAUCAGGAUGGAUCUGGAAGUACAGACAUAUCUCCAUCAAUUCAAACACCAAUUGUAAUUCCAACAGCAAACCUGGAUUUGACAUCUUCGUUCGGCAACUGGGGUAAUGCUGCCACGACUUGUGAAGAUUGUUGUGCGUGUGACGAAACUGAAAAUUGGAGACAAGAUGGUUUAUGGUACAGUAUGGCAAAACGUUUUGGGGGCGGGGGCAGUUUCCCCCUGCCCUCACUCCUAGUGUCCUCCAGGGGCCGGUUGUACGAAAGGUGGAUAAAUCGCUAUCCGGUGGAUAAGUCCCUAUCCAGUGGAUAAAUUUUAUGCGGAGUGAAAAUCGCGUUGUACGAAGCUCGGAUAGCGCUAUCCAACGGAUAAAAUGCACUAUCCGUUGGAUAAAUUUAUCCGAGGUCUGGAGGUAGUUUAAAUCCACUAUCCGGCGGAUAAGCUCAAAGUUUGAAGACAAAACAAUGUGUAUUUCAUUUAAAAGGAAUUGCCAUUGUAAUAGAAAUGGACAAAUACCGUUUAGAAGUCCCUUUUUUGACACUAAAUAAACAUGGAAACUUACUUUAUACGACUUCUCUUGCUCUUGUCAGACGUACCGAGCUCACUUUGAGUCACUUGCCCAUUAAAUAAUGCCAUGACUUUGCCAUAUUUUAUGCAGACCUGUGUCAGUGCUUAGACGUUACGUUUUCUGGCCUUUUUCCUUCUUUUUUUUUCUGUUAUAUAGCUCGAAAACAAGCAAUAAAACUUUCAUUAAAUGAGUUCCUUUCAACGCCAAACAAAUAUAGCUGCAUAUAUAAAAUAGACAACAAGGCACCGAAAGUCGAAAAAUUUUGUUCGCUGGCCUUGAUCAGCCAAUCAAAUCGUGCGAGAAAAUGUUCUUAAAAUUGUUUUGAAUGACGUGAAAGGUCAAAGAACAAAUAUUCGGACAGUAUAUAAAAUAAAACUGAAUCAACGUACUGAAACAAGAAAACAAAACUCGCAGUCUUUGCUAUUGCCUUCGCACAAAGAAGCCAAAAAUCUUUUAAAGAAAUAUCGAUAAGAAGAUAUAGCAAACUCUUCACUGUGGGAAAACGAAAUAUUGCAACGAUUGGACGAGAAAAACUCCAAAAUAUAAACAUGAACAAAAAAGCUUUAUUGCAAGUUGAUAGUUCAAAGGUUAGUGGAAUUCACAAGUUAUAUGAAGAUACUACAACAAAAGUUUACAAAUACCUAGCAACAGCUGACGUAGAGAUAAGAAAUUUCAGGACAAUCCAGUUUUCUCCGGUUAAAAUUAAGGUUAUCCGACGGAUAGCUAUCCACCCUGCUAUCCGUACUUCGUACAACGCAUUUUUAUUCGGCAGAUAGCUAUCCAUUGGAUAGGACUUAUCCACUGGAUAACUUAUCCACCUUUCGUACAACCAGCCCCUGUAGGUUAAUGAAUGAAUUCGAUAACUUCCAUCUACAAAACCCUUCAACUAUUAUUCAAUCGAGUGAGAUGCCAACAAAAUCUUGAUUUUUACCCAUAACCUAACAUGGCAGUACCCCAGUAUAUAUACGUGAACUUGUGGUUAGAGCUGGCCUCUGUAGCUCAGUUAGAGCGCUGCACCGGAAUGGCAGGGCCGCAGGUUCGAUUCCUGCCAGGGACCUAUAGUUUUUCGCAGCUGUUCCUGGUUAAUAAAUGUAUCUAAAUUUCCACUCGAUAAAUUCCAUCUACAAGACCGAUGUUUUAAGGCCUGAUGUAUAUAAUUUUCUUGUUUCUUUUUUACUCCAGUGAUGUUGACGAUGCCUUACUGAGGGACAGUGAAAGGAGUGCUCUGAUGAGCCCGUCAUGUAGCACAUCGUCCACUGAAAUACAAUCAUGCGCAACUAGUAGAACAUGUGAUGAAUCAAGAUGCUCGGGUCGGGAUAGUACGCAUGAUCAGAAAAUGAAAGUGAGGAGUGUUUCUGAGUUUGUCAAGACUCCCCGGGCUGAUGUUUAUGGACAUUAUCCACCGUUGCAUCCUGAACCACUUCAUACGAAGAAACCUGGAAUUCAAAGGUCAGUACUGGCAUUCGUGCCUGUAGAUGUUAUUUUUGGUAGUCAUUAACUCCACAGAUAACUAGAAUCAUGGCCAAACGUUCGUAGAACGCCUGAACGUUUGCGCUAGCUUAGCCCUAAAUUUAUUUUUGUUACAUUUUAUAAGUAUGGCAACUCCCCCCCCCCCCCUUCAAUGCUGUCUCAGAUUUUCUGCUGGGGAAGGGGGGGGGGAAGUGAUAUAUAAGGAGAAAAACGUCCAUCCUUCUACGGUUUUUGCCGAUAAUUUUUACUUAAAAAUUGCCAUUUAUUUGUCCAUUAUAUUUAGUUGGCGUCCGCAUGAUUAACGGUCCAGCCCGACUAUAGGCGAGAUCUCACCUUACCCUAUACUGUAGGUAUAUAGGACCGAAUUAAUAACUUCUUAUUAACCGAGCGCGAGGUCUUUACAGAAAAAUAUCGGACCGAGGUCUUUUUUGUAGACCGAACCCGUAGGGCGAAGUUUGUACAAAAAGAACGAGGUCCGUUAUUUCUCUGUACAUACCGAGCAGGCGAGGUUAAUAAAAAGUUUAUUAUAUGGCAUUUAAAGGCAUUUAUACUCGAAACAAACAAGAAAUGCAUGAUUUGAAAUGCAUAUUAGUAGCGUGGUACACAUUUCGAAGAAAACAAAAAUUACCAAUUCUUCUUUUCCACUUACUUGUAAAACCAUUCGCAGAUAUCUUAUUAAUAACAAAUUAAAUUAUAAUUUUCAAUUACUUUUGCUGUUUUGUUUUAAAAUGCAUGCGUUUGUUUUUACGUAAUGGACCGCCGGUCCGUCACGGGAAAAUAAUGGACCGCCGGUCCGUCACGGGAAAAUAAUGGACCGCCGGUCCGUCACGGGAAAAUAAUGGACCGCCGGUCCGUCACGGGAAAAUAAUGGAGCUGAACAGUCCUUCACAGUCCGCCAUUUCACCGCAACGGUCGUAAAGAUUGAGUCACGAUCUUUCUCAUCAGGCGAAAUACAACAUCUUAGAACUGAAAAUAUGCGUAGUGAUUUAUUAUAACUAGAGAAUACUCAUGAUUUAUAUGUGGUUUACAGCCAGGUAUAAACUAUUAUAAACGGGCCGUUGAGAAAGAUCGUGACUCAAUUUUUACGACCAUAUGGAAACCACUCGCAGGCUUAACGGCACCUGAAAAGCUCAUUUGUGUAUGUUUUCAGAGAAACCAUAUAAAUAAUACUCAAUGAAAAUGUAGUGUGGGAGUAAAUUCAUAGUCGCGUGCAUUCAUUCAUUUGCAAUGACACAACAACUUGAUACAAGUUUACAGCAAUCAGAAGUCGACUAAAAUCAAAGUGUCUUUUAUUUGGGCGCCUUGCCACAUAUUACUUUUUUGGCACUGUAUUAAGCAGGCGGAUCUUGUGCGGGGGUGAAGGUGCGCGCCCCACCUAGUGGUGUCCCCUAGAGAAGUUUUUUGGCACUGUAUUAAGCAGGCGGAUCUUGUGCGGGGGUGAAGGUGCGCGCCCCACCUAGUGGUGUCCCCUAGAGAAGUCGAGCACCACCCUAAAUAAGCAGUUUGACCAUACAUUUCUGCUUUGCGAGUAGCGAUUAGCGGAACUUCUACUGUUAGCGCGUGUUGAUUUCUUUAAACGAUUUAUUUGAUUUGUGAGCUCACGAGAAAAUACUCAGAAUGCUUUGGGUAAAUAUCAUGGUUAAAUAUGUAAACAUCUCGAGGUUGUUAUACAGCCAUAUUUUUAAAUAUACUGUACGUGAACAAGCAAAUUUACUGUACCGUGCUACAGCAACUGUCCAGUGAUACAUACGUGAUGAAAAGCAGAUUACAAAAGAUAAUGUAAAACGUAACAGAACGGUGAACAUGCAGAUUCGGCCAUCUCAAAUAGGCUAAUGGUAAUGUUGGGAUAAUAGUCUUACCGAUUGCAGAGGAAAGUGGGCAGUAUAAGGCUUCCUCAUGCACCACCCCAUGGAAAACAUGCACCCCUCGUUGCAGAUGAGGCUAGAUCCGCCCGUGGUAUUAGGAUACUGUAAUAUUGCACUGCUAUUAGCCAAUCAGGACUGAGUAUUUUUUGCAUGUAUAUUAUUAUCGACCAAACGUGAAAUUGGAGCAUAUUGCAAGUUUACAUAUAAAAAUGAUGAUAUUAAAGCAAAGUGCCUUUUGAAUCUAGGUCAAUGUUGUUGAAGGACAUCGAGCGUGUUCUCCAAGAUCAAAAAGUGGUCAAUAAAGUCGUGUAUGAUUUAGAUACUGAAAGAAAUGUUGCCAUGGCAAGUAACCGUGAAUGUUCAGCUACAGAUUUGUCACGUGAUUCAACAAGGUUUGUAUAAUGACGUUUGAAAUGUACAUCUAUUUCAAUUAAUUAAGGUUGUCACAAGCAAUAGUCAAAUGUAUAGGCCUAAUUCUACGACGGGCAAAAUGCGAAAAAUUUCGCGCUAAAACACACUUGUGCAGUUGAGAAAAGUCAAAGAUUUUUGAAUGACAUCAAAACAAAAUACGAGCAUUUGAUUGACUUCGCAGAAGACACAAGCAUUUGAUUGACUUUGCUAUUUCCAUUUCGCAACGGAGUAAAAACGAAUUCAACUACCCCGCGAAGAGAAACAUUUCGCAGAGAAACACUCCAAAAUCAUGUUGCGCAUGCGUUCAACCUUUUCGCGCGAAAUUUUUCGCAUUUCGCUCGUCGUGAAAUCAUGUAUACCCCUGGGAAUUGCCAAAACAAAAAGGAGCUAUAGUCAUAGGCUAUCGAAACGCUGGAUCAUUCCAUUUAAUAUGUACAACCGCACCCCUAUGGAGAAGUAUGGAUAUCCAAUGGAGGAGGAAGGGGUCUUUAUCUUAAAUUUUCAUGCGGGGUAACUUGAGAAGUUUUUUUAAAUGGCAAAAAUUAGCUGUUUUAAGGAGUUAGUAAGAUAUCCUAUGGGGUAACUUCACAAAUUGCAUCGAAGAGGGUUCCCAAUGAGUCCUGAAAAUUUUUAUAUCCUAAGGGGAUUAUGAAGGGACCCCUCAAUAGGGGGUUGGUGCCUAUAUUACACUAAAUGGAAUGGCCCAUUAAAAUUGGUUGAUCGUGGUUGAACCUAUCAGUACAAGUCUGGAAUGUGUUUUAACUUUUCUAAAACAACUCGAUUGUUUUAAAUGUGAUACAACACUACUGCUCAAGUACAUGUAGCCUGCCUUUAUAUUAACAUUAUUCAUGCCUGCCAACCAUUAACACGAAAUCCACCUUAUAAAAGCACUAAGCUGCAAUAUACUGUACACUAAUGUACAUUUGAUGACACCCUUGUUGGUUAAUGACUCAACCCGACUAUCUGUUCAUGGCUCGAUUAAAGCGGAAAGCGGCGUUUCCUUCCUUAAAUUGCUAUUUUUCUAUGUCUAGAACGCCAGACGGGUUUUACAUGCAAAGGGAGAAUCCUUGGCCAUUGAUGGAUUGAAUGUCAAAUAUUUUGAAAAUGUUUUUUCCGAUCUUUUUUAAUUUAGUUCUACUCAACAGGAUAAGGAACGCCAAACUAGUGGCAAAAGACCACUUUCAUUCGAGUCAAAAUUCGAAUGUGGAAAUCUACGCAAAGCAAUUCAGGUAAAAAUUUUAAGGUAUCCGUGACACUAACAUGCCUGCACUUCCUGUGUAAUUAAAAGAACACGCAGUGGCGUAACCCUCAUAAGGUAGGGACCUUAUGAGGGUUACUUAGAGCGAGAACUAAGGACCUACGGUAGUUGGGGCCCCUUGUCGCUGCUCAUACCACGCCUCUACUGAUGAAAAUGGUAACACAUACACUCAGUUGCUUUCAUCCACAGAUCAUAUCUCAGUUAAAAUCUUUCACCUGGAAACUGCUGGAAAAGUGAUUGUGAAAGAAUAUCCAAUUAAUUUCUCGAAAAACUAGUAUCCGAAUUUCGAUCUUUUGUCAACGAAUUAGAAAAGAAAGUUUCUCAAGUGUAUAUACUCCUUAUCAGGGCUGGAAAAAAUAGGUGAGCACUGCUCGCAGAAAAUGUUAAACAGAUGCAGGAAAUUCGUUUGAAUGAAGAUUUGCUAUUGACAAUUUAAAGGAAACAUUAACACCCAUGUCCCACUAUGGGCGUAACAACAUAUGGUUGACAGAUACUUUUCGUUGAAUUUAAAACCAUGGUUAGGUAGAACACUAUAUAUGUUUAUGUGAUGCAGAUUUCUCACACAAAAAUACUCCCUUGGUCUGCAGGAAAGUUUUGUCUCCAGGUUGUGAUCCCAGGAAGAAAAUUAUUUUUUCCUGCCUUGCUCCUUAUCUUGUUGUAUGCAACCAUUCCCAUUACAGUAGCAACUGCAGAAUGUUCUUUUUAAGAUAUGGCCCCACGCCCAGUGUACCUAAGGGCCCCGUCUUUGUUCGUUAUCUACCACAAACUGCAAUCUGUGCAUAUUUGUAAUAUUUUAUUUUAACCUAGGUCUGUGAACGAGAGUAUGAUCUUAUUUUAAAUUCUGAUGUUAACUGCAGUAGUCAUCACCAGUGGUUUUACUUUGAAGUAAGUCGAUGUACAAUAUAUGUAAGGCUAUGUACUAGUUAAAACAUGAGCAGCCGAUCUUUAUCUGAUAUAACUUAAAAAACGACCCAUCUUAUGAGUUCAUUGGCGAAGUAAUUUUAAAAAUAAACAUUGUUUAAGCCGAGAAAAUCAAAGCUGAAGUUUAUGUAGAUCAGGACAAAUCUUCAUCCGAUUGACAAACAUUGAUUAAACAUUCAGUUCUUUUGAAUUGUCUUCAUGAAUUAUUAAUGACAGAACCAUGGGAGAAGUACCGUUCCAGACGAUUGGCGUAAACUAUGCUGGUCCGAUCAAAUACCGACAUAAGAAAUCGAAAAGAAAGCUUACAUACAGUUGUAUUCGUGCAGUUUGACAAGAGUUGUAUAUUUGGACUUGCUACCCGAUCUUACCACAGAAGAGUUCAUUCAGAAGUUUUAAACGCCUAGUAGCCAGAAGAGGAAGACCGAGAAAGAUAUAUUCAGAUAUGGGAAAACAUUCCUUGGCAGCUUCGAAAUGGGUCAAGAAUGUGAUGAAGGAUGAAGAAUUGCAAAACUGGUUCGCGCGAAAUGAAAUCAAAUGGUAAUUCAACUUAAGCCGCGCCCCUUGCUGGGGCGGCCAAUUUCAAUGAAUGGUUGGCCUUGUCAAACAAGCCUUUUACAAGACGAUUGGACAUGGGAAUCUCAAGUAGAACGAGCUGGAGGAGAUAAUCAUUGAUGUUGAAACCACCUUAAACUCCCGACCGUUGUGCUACGUUGAAGAUGGCAUUCAACUCCCUUUGUUAACCCCAAACUCCAUGUUAUUUGGUCAACCUAACUUAAUUCCACAACAAGAUCUCAACGCGAUUGAAGAUCGAGACCUACGCAAACGGACUAAGUGUAAGGAUGCUCCCUGCGCAAGUGUAAGGAUGCUCUAUGAUCUAGGUGGUCAACUGAGUACAUCAAAUCCCUGAAAGAACGUCAUAACCUGAAGCAUAACCGUAAAGAAAUGGCGCUGAACCCUGGAGACGUCGUAAUGAUCAAAGGUGAAGAACGGAACAGAGGUCUAUGGACAAUUGGAAUUGUAGAGAAAUUGUUCCAAGGUCGAGAUAACGAGGAGCGCGGAAAGACCUGUCCAACACACAUUUCCGUUGGAAUUGUCGUGCGACAUGCCAUCAAUGUCAAAAGAGAACACUGCCUUGGAUGUACAUGCUCCUGAAUUUCGUCCAAAACGUAAAACUGCAGAAGCUGCACGAGAACUAUUCAAAAACAUUGCGGCUGAAGAACUUCAAGACGAGGAGUACUUUUAACGAAAACAUUCGAGAGUAUUGCAUGAGGAACUUAUAAACUGAAACUGAUAAACUUAGAUUCUUAUUAAUAUGUUGUUAUUGUUGUAAUAUUUGCAAACUUACGUUGCAAAUAGGGGGAGAGUGUCGAGAAUUAUCGACAUAAUUUGUAAUCGUGAAUACUUAAUGUGGUUUGUGUCCAAUCAAAUUUCAAGCAUCGGGUCACGUGCAUGUAUCCAUUGUAAACCCCAUACAAAUUUCAAUUCGUACGUUGUUUUUGUUCACAUUUUGUAUAAUUGUAGGUCAGUAAUAUGGAAGAAAACGUUCCGUACAAGUUCAAUAUAAUCAAUUGUGAGAAGAUCAAUAGUCAGUUCAACUUUGGUAAGUUUUUUAUCUUAUGAAAUAUUUCCUCUCUUUUGAAAUUUUUAUCCCUACCUUGCUGUUAUUGCAAGAUCAUAUUAAUUUUCUGACACGGUAUCUUUUUGUCAGUAGUACUUUCUAACAGAAUUCCUUUUCAGAGCUUUAGACUGCCAGUCAUAGC
Molecule: messenger RNA, 21237 nt
Organism: Paramuricea clavata
Lineage: Eukaryota; Metazoa; Cnidaria; Anthozoa; Malacalcyonacea; Plexauridae
Source: the annotation of a GenBank genome assembly